This is a messenger RNA of Loxodonta africana (African savanna elephant), 566 nucleotides long. Its product is annotated as mitochondrial import receptor subunit TOM7 homolog. NCBI's taxonomy places the organism in Eukaryota, Metazoa, Chordata, Mammalia, Proboscidea, Elephantidae. The record is from RefSeq and is a predicted model, not a curated record. The coding region runs from base 48 to 248 and encodes 66 amino acids. Gene Ontology annotation, biological process: protein import into mitochondrial matrix. Gene Ontology annotation, cellular component: mitochondrial outer membrane translocase complex. The transcript has a single exon.
UAUCUGAAAAAUACAGAGGUUUCCACUGUGAUGUCCCUCCUGUCACCAUGGUGAAGAUGAGCAAAGAGUCCAAGCAAAUGCUCUUCAAGGGUGGUCGAUUUGUCGUCCACUGGUGCUUCAUCCCUCUCAUGGCUUAUCUGGGAUUUAAGAGGGGUGCAGACCCUGGAAGGCCUGCAUCAACAAUUUGGGGCCUUCUUCAGGGUUGGAGGACAUUAGAUCAUCUGGAUUUGGAAACAAUCAUUGGAUAGAAAAAACAUGGAAGGUGUGCACUCUGGCUGGGAUAAGAAAUGAGACAUCGUUGAGAUAUUUCCCAGUUGUACAAUAUAGGACUCCUACGUCACAGAUGCAUCUGUGGCAGAGUGGAACCUCUACUGAGUUGUGUAUGGUACAGACUGUAUCAAAAUAAGUGUUUCUAAUAAUUAAAAAAAUACUUUGAUAAAGUAGAACCCUCUCUCCUUCUUGGAACUCUGAUUUCCCUUAUGUUCUCUGUCAUCAUUGUCUAGUUUUCCUUCUAUCUCUCAGACCACUUCUCAGACUCCCUUCCCUGGGAAAUCUCUCCCACUCUG